Messenger RNA from Aspergillus ibericus CBS 121593, 1506 nucleotides. RefSeq lists its product as uncharacterized. The record is from RefSeq and is a predicted model, not a curated record. Gene Ontology annotation, molecular function: protein binding. The annotation marks the transcript as partial. NCBI's taxonomy places the organism in Eukaryota, Fungi, Ascomycota, Eurotiomycetes, Eurotiales, Aspergillaceae. The transcript is spliced from 7 exons.
CGGAGAGUGAUCCUGGCGCUGCUGGUCGGGGGCACGGUCCAGCAACAUGAUCCUUUGACGGACUUUUGUCGACGGUUUGCACAUCAGACUGCGGUGGUGGAUCGAAGGCUGUAUAUUGAUGGUGGAUAUGUGAACUAUAAUCCCUUGGCACAAUAUCCUGCCAAUGAAUCCAAUACUGGCCUACUCUACGCAGACCUCGACGUCGAUAAUAUAGGCAUGCCGCAGGAAUACGACAAUCUCACCAAGCCGGCCGAUGUACCCGACGUCGAUGGAGGCAUUCUCUGGCCGGAUACCGUCAACAAGCUACUAUAUCUCUACGGGGGCGAAUUCACCAAAGGGUCCCCGCAACCCUUUACAUCUUGGAUGUAUGACAUUAUCUACAAUACGUGGAACAAAACCACCGCUGAUCCUACACAAUCAUCCAUCCAACGCGCGAGCUUUGGAGCGGGCAUCGCCGUGCAAGAUCGCGCACUCGGCUUUUACUACGGCGGCUGGCUGUCGAAUAAUUCGAUACCCAACUGGGGUUCGAGACGGAUGGCAUUGUCCAGUUUCCUCACAUACGACAUGGUGCAGAAUACAUGGAGCAAUUCAUCAGGUCCGGACUCGGUCGGCCGCGCAGAAGGAGUGAUGGUUUAUAUUCCCGCCAGUGACCGCGGCAUGUUGGUAUACUUUGGGGGAGUGCAGACGCCGGAUCCGAAUGGCACGGUGAUUGCUCAAUCGUUAGAGGAUAUUCUGCUAUACGACAUUGCCAAUAGCAAGUGGUACACUCAGAAAGCCACGGGGCAGAUUCCACAGGAUCGGAGACGAUUCUGUGCCGGCGUGACAUGGGCAGAAGACAACUCGUCGUACAAUAUCUAUCUGUAUGGAGGGCUUGCUAUUCCGGAAGGGGUUGGUUACGAUGAUAUUUACAUCUUAUCGAUUCCAUCGUUCACCUGGAUCAAAUGGUAUCCUACCACGGCGGACCCCGGCUUCCCUCAUCAUUCCAUGACCUGCAAUGUCAUCGAUGGAGCUCAGAUGAUUGUCAUGGGCGGCACAUUCCCCAACAGCACCGCCUGCGACGUGCCCCAAAACUACGGCAUGCACAACAUGGAUCUGGGCAAGCAAAACCCCGAACAGAAGAAAUGGAUCCGAUUCCGACCCAACAUCACCACCUACGAGGUUCCAUCAGAGAUCAUCUCCGUCAUCGGAGGAUCCGCAACCGGCGGCGCGACCCUCCAAACACCCACCAACGGCUUCGACAACGCCGAUCUACAGACCUACUUCCAGCGCGUCUACACCCCGCAGACCCGACUACCCAACCGUGCGAUCCCCACCCAAUCCAGCACCAACACCACAACAUCCGCUACCCACUCCACCCCCGUCGGCGCCAUCGUCGGGGGCGUCAUCGGCGGAAUCACCGGCCUCCUGCUCCUCUCCGGACUCCUCCUCUGGUAUCUCCGCCAGCGCAAUCACCAAAACCAGCCACCUACCCCCGUCGAAACCCAACCAACCGAGACCAAAUCGCCC